CUGCAUCAAGUGUAAGUGUGAUUAAUGUGUGGAGGACAACGAAGACUGAUCAGAUCAGAACUUCGAAGUGUCGGGGAGCAGCAAGUAGACAGUGGGCAUUCAGCUUGAAUGUUUUAAGUGGUUUUUCUCUCAUUUUAACUAUUAAGACGGAAAAUAUACAAUAUGUUAGCAGCCUGUAGAUCGUUCAUCCAAAUAUGCGGACGCCGCAAUAUUGCUUCUCUUUCAGCAUUAUCAGAAACGCAUCAGAUGUUACAAAAAACAUGCAGAGACUUUGCCGAAGGAGAGUUGAAGCCAAUAGCUGCCAAGAUAGAUCGAGAGCAUCUUUUCCCCAAAGAACAAAUCAAGAAAAUGGGUGAACUAGGAUUACUUGCUGUGACAGUACCUGAAUCAUUGGGUGGAACAGGACUGGAUUACCUUGCCUAUGCAAUUGCAAUGGAAGAAAUUUCCAGAGGCUGUGCUAGCACUGGUGUCAUAAUGAGCGUAAAUAAUUCUUUGUAUUUAGGCCCCAUUGAUAAAUUUGGCAAUGAGAAACAAAAAGAAAAAUACAUACGCCCAUUCACAAGUGGAGACAAAAUUGGUUGUUUUGCUCUCAGUGAACCAGGUAAUGGAUCUGAUGCUGGUGCUGCAUCAACAAUGGCUAAGAAUGAUGGAGACAAAUACAUAUUGAAUGGUACAAAAUGUUGGAUUACAAAUGGAUAUGAAGCUAAUGGUAUUGUAGUAUUUGCAACCACUGAUAAAUCAAAAAAGCACAAGGGAAUAAGUGCAUUUAUAGUUGAUAAGCCAACAAGUGGUUUGUCUUUGGGUAAGAAAGAGGAUAAAUUAGGCAUAAGAGGUAGCAGCACUUGCUCUUUAAUAUUUGAAGAUUGUCCUGUACCAAGUGAAAAUCUUCUAGGAGAACCAGGAAUGGGUUUUAAAAUAGCUAUGAUGAUGUUAGAUGCAGGUAGAAUUGGCAUUGCUUCUCAAGCUCUAGGUAUUGCACAAGCAUCACUUGAUUGUGCCAUGGAAUAUGCUAAUAAAAGAACUGCUUUUGGUAAUGCAAUUAUAAAAUUACAAGCUAUUCAAAUUAAAUUGGCAGAAAUGGCCAUGAGGCUAGAAAGCUCUAGAUUAUUGACUUGGAGAGCAGCAUAUUUGAAAGAUCAAGGAAAACCAUAUACUAAGGAAGCUGCAAUGGCAAAACUUUCAGCUUCCGAAGCUGCAACAUUUUGCGCACAUCAAUGCAUUCAAAUUCUAGGAGGAAUGGGAUAUGUGUCAGAUAUGCCUGCUGAGCGUCAUUACAGAGAUGCUAGAAUUACUGAAAUUUAUGAAGGAACAUCUGAGAUUCAAAGACUGGUUAUUGCUGUCAAUCUCAUUAAAGAAUACAGCAUGUAAAUAAUUGGAAUAGUUAUUUUUAUAAUUUAUUCGAUCAAAGCUGUUGCAAUAUUUUCUAAUAUUUUGCCAAAACAAAGCCUGGCAGUAGAAUUUAGAUUAAAUGAUGAAUUCAGAGGAUGCACAUAUUUUGGUGCAAAGUGAUAAAAAAUAUUUUUUACAUUGUUUUAAUGGAUUUUAUAUGUAACUAAAAGGAAUUUUUUCUAUACAAAGGAAUCAAUAAAUUUUAUAC
Molecule: messenger RNA, 1597 nt
Organism: Phymastichus coffea
Lineage: Eukaryota; Metazoa; Arthropoda; Insecta; Hymenoptera; Eulophidae
Gene: Arc42
Product: short-chain specific acyl-CoA dehydrogenase, mitochondrial
Exons: 5
Coding region: 163-1368 (401 amino acids)
Biological process (GO): fatty acid beta-oxidation using acyl-CoA dehydrogenase; butyrate catabolic process
Cellular component (GO): mitochondrion
Molecular function (GO): flavin adenine dinucleotide binding
Source: RefSeq, a predicted model, not a curated record